CGCUUUGCAGAGAAGCACCACAACACUGGAUUGACUAGAUGUCAUGCACAGGCGCCAUGACGCCCAAAGACAAAAUAUCAUCGACUCCCUCGACCAUCUCAUAUUCCAGCUAUACUGCCUCUCUUUCUUUCUCGCGCCAGCCUUGUUGCCAUUGCUCUGCAGGAUAUUCAGCCACUACAGGGAGGCCGACUCCAAGUUGUCCUUGCGCGCCUGGUUCAUCUUGUUGUGUCUAUCCAACCUGCCAAGUUUCUGGUCACACGUCAGAGAUGGUGCAGCAGAAGGCCGGGCCAUCGUGCUCGACUUUGUCGGUAUGGGAUAUGUACCCUCCAAGUUACACCUCCUGCUGUUGGACGUCUUCAUCGUGCUCCUUCAGAUGGUCCUCACAACAAUAUCCUACGAGAAAUCUCUACACUCAUCCUCCUCGUCCGCGAUCGCUGACGCGUCGCUUUCCGCACCAACGGCUGCAACUGCCUCACAACCGUCCACGUCCUCCUCGGAAGAAGAAAUGCCGAAGCACAGACGCCAUGAACCAGUGUGGAUCGUAGACCUUCAUAUACGACACAUUAUCAGUCGCCUACGUGAACCAGCACCCCAAAGAUCCGAGGCACAUUCGAUAUUGCCACUCCCAAAUACCACACCCUUGUUCAUACCCCUUCAUCUACGGGCUAUCAUGAGGCGACGGGAAGAUGGGAGACGACGCGUUCAAUCUCAAUCUGACCAAGUGAAUGAGGUGGCUGAUACAGCAGGGGUCCCUACAAUGCCUGGGGGCUAGAUAUAGAGGACCUUCGAUGAUCGUUGGUGUAUUUUGUUCUGACCGCCAUUGUACAUGCAUAUAUCCAACAUUCGGGAAGCGGUCAGACUACCAUUUGCGCUUCAUAGCCUGACGCAGACACUGUCCGAAUUUCUCGAAUUCCUGCUUGCAGGUGUCCUUGCGGACGUCGAGGUACGUAGAAAGGAUGCAUUUUCCAUAUGCAGUCGCCUCCGCCGAGCACGUCGUGGUCGAGUGAAUUGCAAGACGUCUAAGCGGCGUCGCCACCUUGUCACUUUGAGUCUGCAUCGAAGUAAGACGAAGGCAAGGGGUAUGG
Messenger RNA from Pisolithus orientalis, 1085 nucleotides. RefSeq lists its product as uncharacterized. The record is from RefSeq and is a predicted model, not a curated record. The transcript has 4 exons. The coding region runs from base 44 to 772 and encodes 242 amino acids. NCBI's taxonomy places the organism in Eukaryota, Fungi, Basidiomycota, Agaricomycetes, Boletales, Pisolithaceae.